Puccinia triticina is the source of this 1965-nucleotide messenger RNA. RefSeq lists its product as uncharacterized. Gene Ontology annotation, molecular function: signaling receptor activity. The record is from RefSeq and is a predicted model, not a curated record. Bases 1 to 1965 code for a protein of 654 amino acids. The transcript is spliced from 6 exons. NCBI's taxonomy places the organism in Eukaryota, Fungi, Basidiomycota, Pucciniomycetes, Pucciniales, Pucciniaceae. Gene Ontology annotation, cellular component: membrane.
AUGAAGGGCUCAGCAUCCCCACGAAGAUCCAAGAGCCUGUCCUCACACCACCCAACCACCACCAACAGCCUGCCCUUCUCACUCCACCACCACCAGCCACCCCCACAGUCCAUCCAGUCACUCGACCUACCACCCAUCUCACUCCCCUCCCUCUACUCAACCCUCAACAACCAUCUCAAGCUAGUCCAACACCAAGACUACGACUACCUCCGACUGCUCUCCUUACUCGUCAAGCACGAAGACAGCCCCACUCUGGACUCAUUUCCUGGCAGCCAGGACGACCAGCAGGCUAUCGACCAGCGAUUCCCACUCGACGUCUUCUCCUCCUCCGCCCCAGAAAACACCACGCUCCCCAGCCUGACCACAUUCGUUCACCAAGUCACCCAUUACAUCCACCAGCUCAAGCUCGACCUCUUCUCGACCCACCAGAUCAUCUUCAACUCCCCCGACUCGCCCUGUCCAUCCCCCACAGCCACAGCCAGCCGACCGAACAUCUGCGCCUCCCUGGCCGAGCUCAGCCUCAAGCAGCCCCUCGACCGUCUGGCGGGCUGCCUGCCAUCGAUGCUCCCCGACCCCAACCAGCUCGUCGACCGGCUCACGCUCCACUCCCAGAAGCUGGACGAGCUGCUCUCCCAGCUCUCCUUCCUGGCCCACUAUCCCGCCCGCCUGCCCUGCCUGCCCCCGAUCCUCCUGCCCGACGCUCUGCUCCUCAAGUCGGGCCACCAGCGCGCACUCUCCUUCAACCAGAUCACCCCCGAGAUCCUCAAGGCCUUCCCCAGCCCACACAGUCUCAGACAGUACUUCGCCGACGAGUCCGACCGUCUCGCCUCGGUCCUCCCCGCCAUCCCCUCCGGCCUCUCCGAGUCCCUCGGCCAGACCUCCAGCCAGAUCAGCUCCGCCCUCCGCGCAUGCAAGCAGGAGGCCCAGGCGGUGCUCCACGACGGCGAGCUGUUCAUUCGCGAGGAGGGCGAGAAACUCAAGGGAUGGGUCGACUCGGAAACCGAGAAACUCAGACUCGCGCUCCAGAUGGGCGCGAGCCGCUUGCUCACCUACCACGAGCUCCCCGACGAGUGGAAGAAUAACCAGUUCAUCGUCAAGGGCUACCGCUUCAUCCCGCUCGACAGAUGGCACCAUCUCUUACUCAGCGGCGUCCAAUGGCACAACGAGACCAUCAACAUCCACACCCACUUCUUCGGCACACUGUCGCUCUUCUACCUCUUAUUCUUCCUCUGGCCCACCACCCCACACACGGCCCCCGACAGCUCGACGCUGACGGACCGGGUGAUCAGUCUGAUCUUCCUCGUCUGCGCCAUCAAGUGCUUGAUCUGCUCCACCGCCUGGCACCUCUUCUCCGGCUGCGGCACCCUUGGCCCGUUCCGAAGACUCGCUUGUGUCGAUUAUGUCGGCAUUUCGGGUCUGAUUGCUGCCUCAGUGAUGAGCAUGGAAUAUUAUGGAUUUUACUGCAGGCCGGAGCUGGCAGCCUUGUACAUGUCCUUCACCGUCGCCAUGGGUAUCAUCGGGAUGAUCCUGCCCUUCCAGCCCUUCUUCGAUCGCCCGGAGAGCAAGGGGAUCCGGAUCGUCUUCUUCGUCUCCAUGGCUGGCUCGGCAUUGAUCCCGCAAGCACACAUGGCGUACCUUUACGGCCUGCGCGAGACCUUUAACUUUUAUUCUCCGGCAUUACCGUCGGUGUUCUCGUACCUAGCCGGCCUGUUUUUCUACGCGACCAACUGGCCCGAACGGAUCCGGCCGGGCUGGGUGUUCGACACCCUGUUCCACUCGCACCAGUUCUGGCACGUGGCCAUCGUCGCCGCCAUCUGGCUGCACUGGCGCGCCAUCGGCAUCAUCCACGACUCCGGCCGCCACGCCUUCUCCUGCGCCCUCCCGCCCCCCUCCAACCCCUUCGCCUCGUUCAACUACCCGCCCGUCUCCUCUUGGCCCUCCGUGCUCUCUGGUUGGCUCUUUUGA